Aureobasidium namibiae CBS 147.97 is the source of this 2730-nucleotide messenger RNA. RefSeq lists its product as uncharacterized. Lineage: Eukaryota; Fungi; Ascomycota; Dothideomycetes; Dothideales; Saccotheciaceae. The record is from RefSeq and is a predicted model, not a curated record. The annotation marks the transcript as partial. Gene Ontology annotation, molecular function: phosphorelay sensor kinase activity; histidine phosphotransfer kinase activity. Gene Ontology annotation, biological process: protein autophosphorylation; phosphorelay signal transduction system. The transcript has 2 exons.
CGCCCGCGCAGCAUCGGCCCUGUCUUCGACCAAGCUCACGCGAGCUUACCCAUCGCCGAGUUCGAUCAGGAAGCCCACAAUCUCAGCUAUACCCAUCCCGAUCCCGAUUCUGACCCCUCUGCUCUUCCCGAACAACCCAAAGACUUCCAAGAUACCUACCUGAUGCCCUCGCUGUCUGAGAAUGAGCGCCUCCGUCUUACACUGUAUUGGUACUAUACUCACGCCAACAAGAUGCUGGAAGACAAGGAAUUCCUGCUUGCUCUGCAGCAAAAGCUCGAUCUUGUCCAAGCCUUUAUGGGCUGGGAUUUUGCCAUCAUGGGCUUGAUGAGCGAGCAUGUCUAUACACGAGUUGCCACUGCAGGCUUGCCUUUGGCUGUUCUGCCGCGGCGCGAGGCUACCUGCUCGCACACGAUCAACCAGCCGCCUGGCACCGUCUUCAUGCUGCCCAACAUGGCCAGCGAUUGGCGCUUCAAACGCUCGCCACAUGUCGAGGAAGGCGGCCUCCGCAGCUAUGCCGGUGCCGCACUCCGUUGCAAGGCCGACACUGGCGAAGACGUCGCUCUGGGCAGUCUUUGUAUCGCUUCCAACUCCGAGCAGCCUCCUCUGUCCCCCGUCCAACAGGACGCUCUGGUCCGUUUCGCCGACAUGAUCUCGAGCGAGAUCGUAGCUCGCGUGCGCGAAGGUCGAAGACAACAGCGUCAAAUCAUGGCCGAUCUCAUUGCUCAAACACCCCAAUACACUUCCCCCGCAUCCGUCAAGGAUCACGUCUUUGGAAUCCUUGCUCAGGUCUAUCCUGAUACCCAUCUCGACAUACAGGACGCUCCACCUAAUAACAUGAUCUCCUUGCCCCAUCAUGCUCCGGUCGAUCACAAUGACUUUCAAGGCGGCCUGUGGGAAGACUCGGAACUCAUCGAACGCCUAAUUGUCACACAUAAUCACACACAACUCGCUACUGACUCUACCGUCCGUGCGAUCGCACACCCGUGUCAAAGGAUUCCCACUACCAAAUACCUUGUUCUUGCUUCAAGGAACGUCCAACUCGUCUUUGAUGACAUUGAUUCCUGGUUCGUUGAGAAAUGUGCGAGUAUAAUGGCAGACUCCACUCAAGAAACCCGCCUGAAGGAGGCACUGACAGCUAAGGAUGCCUUCCUCCGAGGCAUAACUCACCAGCUGAGAACACCCAUCCAUGGUGUUUUGGGCUCGUGCGAAUUGCUUUUCGAAGAGCUGGCGAGCCGAGACAUGCUCUCAGCUGGCGUCUCCGGAUUGAACCCUUCAUCCGUCCUCGGUGCUAUCCGGGAUUCUGGCCGAGAAUUGAUGUCUACUGUCAACAACAUGCUCAAAUUGAACCGUUGGGCCGAAGAGACUGGUGGCUCCAUACAACCUGCUUCACUCUUGAGCCUCAACGUGAUUGAAGCCGAAAUUAUAUACGAAGUGCAGCAGUCAAUCCCUGAGCACGAGCUGUCGCAAAUCUCUGUCAUGUUCGAGAAUAGACUCGGUACUGACGAAAGCAUGGUAGUCAUGGACCUAUUUCUGCUGAAAGAGUGUGUCCAGGCACUCAUCCAGAACGCUUUAUCGUAUACGGAUGCCGGAGCCGUCAUUGUCGUCAUUAUGGCAUCUGCUGACUACACGAAACUGAUUUUCGACAUCAAAGACACUGGUUGUGGUAUCGGCGCCGGAGAUCAAACACGGAUAUUCGAGGCCUACGAGAAAGUGGACACUCACACAAGAGGAGCUGGACUGGGUUUGACUUUAUCAGCCAAGAUCGCGAAUGCCAUGAACGGCAGUGUCACGUUGGUCUCCUCAAAACAAGGCGGAUCUGACCAUGGAUCAUUGUUCCGCGCCCAGUUUCUCAACCCAGGCUUUGCUUGUCCAGCAUUUCGUCCGGUGCCCUUUGACGCAAACCUAAAAGACAUUUCUAGGAGGUUUCAUGUCGUACCGCCCAAGUCGGAGCGACCAGAGCUUGUGAUGCAUUUUGCAUCCUAUUUAACGCACCAUGGAUUCGAGGAUUCGGAGACGCCUGAGGGCUCCUUCAUCGUAUUGACAUACACUCCGGACGCAGACGAGUUCCGUCGAUACGUCUCGGAAAUCGACACGAGGCAAGUCGCAGUAUGUCUAGUCCCUGCUGGUGCAUCAACAGAGAAGCUCCAUGGCGCUCAUGAGGUGCGUUUCUUCUCGGGACCUUUCUUGACCUCUCGUCUCGAAGAGAUUACUACAGAGCUCGACGCAGUCUACAAGCGACUUCACUCUGAUCCUGAAGCUGGUGAAACGGCUACCGGGUUGGCUAAUCGCGAAGACGCUCAUCGCACGUCCGGGACAGAAGAUAGCGUUGAUCCAGCAGACGCAGAACCGAUGGCCCUUUUGGUUGACGAUAAUGUUGUCAAUCUACGCAUCAUGCGCAUGUACUGCGAGAAGCGCAAGAUUCAGUAUCUCACCGCCAUGGACGGCACCGAGGCAGUCAAUGUGUUCGAGUCAUCCAUCGACACACAGCCUAUCAACCUCAUCCUUAUGGAUCUUCAAAUGCCGGUAUGUGACGGCAUUGAAGCGACGCGGCGAAUCCGCGAAAUCGAGAAAGAGAAGGCGCUACCCAGAUCAGCAUUGUUUAUAGUAACAGGCCAAGAUACGCUGGCCGACAAGCAAAACAGCUUCGAAGCUGGAGCUGAUGAGUUUUAUGUCAAGCCCUUGGGUCUGAAGACACUGGACAAAGGCAUCAAAGAAUACUUCCCGGCUAUU